CAUUGUGGAUAUAAAUGACAGCUAUUUUCAUGAAAACGAAGCUCUGAAAUGCUAAAGAGGGGAGACGGUUCUCCUUCGAGGCAGAGACCACUGAAUCACCAUGGUCCUCAUAGUGGAGAAAACUGCCGAGCAUCCAUCUGCAGAGUUCUCCCUCGUUGAGGAUGUGGCCCUUCACUGCACCUUUUUAAUGGACAGGUUGAACAAGCAGCGUCUGUUUCAGCCAGAUCUAUGUGACGUAGACAUCGUCCUCCUGCACCACCAGACUUCUUUCCAGGCCCAUAAGGGUGUCCUAGCAGCCUACAGCCCCUUCUUCCACUCGCUGUUUGCGUCGAGUAAGGAGCUGCGGCGAGUUGAACUCUCUCUGGAGACCCUCAAGCCUCAAGGCCUGCAGCAGAUCCUCAACUUCAUCUACACCUCCAAGCUGCUGGUCUCCAGCUGCAAUGCCCAAGAUGUGCUCAAGGCUGCCACAGUGCUCCAGAUGAGCAACAUCGCCACUUCCUGCAGUGAGCUCAUUACUAGAAGCUCGCUGGACAUCAGUCCCAGUGUGGACCAAGCCAAACAGGAAGUCGGCGCUCAGAGCUGGAGCAACAGCAACUCAGUGAACUCCAACUUUCUCAUGGAGAUCAAGCAAGAGAAGGACCCCACCUGUGCCAGGAUCUAUGGAGAGAAAAGUGAAGUGAACUCAUAUGCUGUUCAGGUUGGCGAUGGGCGUCCAGUGCAAGUAGGCGGUUGUAAAGUAGAAGGGAAGGAAAUGGAAAACCUGAAGGACUCUGAAGAUCUUGAUUCAUUUAAUAGAGAGCAAAUUAUUGUGGAGUUGAACCUGAACAAUCAAACACUUAAUGUGUCUAAAAGUUUAGAGGGAAACGCAGCAGCUCAAUCUCCCUUACGACAACAGCUUCCUGGCAAAGGAAGACGGAGCGAUGAGACUGUUGAGGAAUCAAGAGACAAUGUGGCUUUGGAGAAGGAGGACGAUGAAGGCGAGCAAAGUGAAGAUGAUGAUGUGAGACUUGAAGGCACCAGUGAAGAGGAAGGAGAACACACAUUACCUGCAUUCAUGUCUGAAAGACCAGUACGACAAACCCUGGCCUCUGCUGAUGCUGUAGCGAUGGUCUCCAGGAGAAACAGUGUGAGAGAAAGGCAGGAGACGGCUCAUGGAGGGAACAGUGAGGAGCUUCUGGACCAGGAUAGCUUGAAGUUUCAGAGCUUCACCUGUGUGAGGUGCCCCAAGACAUUCAACAACCGCUGGUACCUGGAGAAACACAUGAACGUGUCACAUAACCGCAUGCAUAUUUGUGACAAGUGUGGCAAACGCUUCCUUAUGGAGAGCGAGCUACUGCUGCAUCAGCAGACCGACUGUGAGAAGAGCAUACAGUAAGCACCGUGACAGAACAGUGGACCUAACGAACAGUAAGCGGUGCCCCUUCUCCCCAUUUUGUUUUCCGUUCCCCAUGGUUAGCCUGUAAGGACCUUCCUUUUGUGGAGUAUGCCAGGGAAUUCUUCGGGAUCGCCGUCUUGACGGCAUUGGAUGACGCCACACUGAAUUCUUUGUUCUGGAUCGGGGCAGUUACCAUCGCCCGUCGACCUCCCAGACACCACUGGACUAUGCUGUAGGGAAGGGAUCCUCCGGUGUCUGGAGAGUGUCUGGCCCUGAUCCAGAACCGCUCAGCAGUCAAGCCAGCCGGCUGCUGCACUCUCAAGCCCACUGGCCGCUGCACUCUCAAGGCUGCCGGCCGCUACAGUGUGAAGUCCGCCGGCCAAUUAAUUUCCAUUCCUCAGCUGACAGCAGCUGUCUCCCUCACCUCAAACCAAAGGAGGAAUCUGAGGAGGAAAAAACUGUUAUCUCAAGCCCCUGAGUCCACUCCAG
Molecule: messenger RNA, 1864 nt
Organism: Sinocyclocheilus grahami
Lineage: Eukaryota; Metazoa; Chordata; Actinopteri; Cypriniformes; Cyprinidae
Product: zinc finger and BTB domain-containing protein 47-like
Exons: 3
Coding region: 101-1375 (424 amino acids)
Biological process (GO): regulation of transcription by RNA polymerase II
Molecular function (GO): DNA-binding transcription factor activity, RNA polymerase II-specific; protein binding; RNA polymerase II cis-regulatory region sequence-specific DNA binding
Source: RefSeq, a predicted model, not a curated record